UAGUCGGCCUUGGAAAUCCGUCCUCUGCCGGAAGCCAGGCAGCGCCAGCGCUCGCCGCUUUUCCGGAAGCGCGGGAGCCUUGGUUUUUGUUGGCUGGGCUUAGGCGAGUCCGCUGUACCGUAAUACCAUUAAAGGCUCCAUUUCCCCCGAGACUUUACGGUCAUUUGAGGCGAAAUGGCUCCGGGCGAGAGAGGAAGGUGCGGUGGCGACGGAGGGGCCGCCGCUACCUCCGGCUGCGCGUAGGGAGGGAGCAUGAAGGCGCUCUGAGCCGUUGGGGCCUGCGCUGGUUCCCUUUGCAGUGAUAACCGCCUGCGGCAAAGAUGAGCUCGGCGUGGGUCACCUCUUUCGAGAAGGAGCAUCUCUGGAUGUAUCUGCAGGCGCUCGGGUUCGAGCCAGGCCCGGCCACCGUUGCCUGUGGCAAGAUUGUGUCGCACACGCACCUCGGAGUGAACAUGUUUGAUAAAUUGAACCGUGAUGCCUUCCAAAUCGUUUCUUAUUUUUUGUUUCAAACACUGGACCAGUCACUCACCAAAGAAGUUUUCAAGCUUUGUUGGCCUCCAUUUGACCAAAAGAGUGACACUGAAUUCCGGAAACAUUGCUGUGAUUGGUUAAAAAAGAUUUCUGCUGAAUGUGGAAGUAGUUUUCCUCAAGUUGUUGGAUCAUUGUUUCUUUCUCCUGGUGGUCCUAAGUUUAUUCAUCUGAUGUAUCAUUUCGCAAGAUUUGUUGCAAUAAAAUAUAUAAAAACCCAUUCUAAAAAUUCUUCUAUACGUUUUACGGAGACAUUUAAUGUAAAGCCACAAGAUAUGCACAAAUGCAUUGCCAGAUGCCAUGUAGCACGUAAUCGAUUUUUACACGUUUUGCAAAGAGAAGAUUGUGUUAUUCAAAAGUAUCAGGAAAAUGCACAAUUGUCAGUUAAACAAGUAAGAAAUUUGAGAUCAGAAUGUAUGGAACAUCAAAACCAAAUAAAGAAAGUGGAAUCCUCUGAUGACGAAAGUAAUAUACAAGAGAAAAUCCAGAAGGUCCGGUCUUUGUGGGCUUCAGUGAAUGAAACACUAAUAUAUUUGGAAAAAGAAAAAGAAGUUGUUAAUGCAGUCCUUAGUCUUGUUAACCAAUAUACUUUAGAUGGAACUAAUGUUGCUAUCAACAUUCCAAGGCUCUUACUUGACAAAAUUGAGAAACAGAGGUGUCAGUUGCACAUAGGAAGUGUUUAUGAGGCUGGAGAAUUGAACCUCUUAACAGUUAUUCGGUUAUUAAAUGAAGCCUUAAAAGUAGUGAAAUAUGAACGUUGUCAGGCUGACCCAGCAAAACUGAAAAUAGAUCUUCAUUUCCUUGAAAAAGAGACCAAACUUCAGAGAGAAAGAUUAUCAGAUCUGAAGCAUAUAAGGUGUAAAAUAAAAGAAGAUCUCACCAAUAUAAAACAUUCUGUUGUUGAAAAACAAGGAGAAUGGUUUAAAAAGUGGAAAGAAUUUCUUAGUCUGUCUCCUUUCAGUCUAAUUAAAGGUUGCACUCCAGCUGUGGAUCUUUUACCACCAAUGUCUCCUCUUUCAUUUGAUCCCGCCUCAGAAGAAGUAUAUGCAAGGAGUAUUCUUUUGCAGUAUCCUGCUUCACUUCCAGAUACACCUAAGCAACAUAACCAAGAAAAUGAUUGCAGGAGAGCCAGUGAUAUACCGGAAACUAUACAUGGUCUAGCCAACAGAAAUGCUUCUUUCCUGUCACAGCCAGUUUCAUCGUCAGAUAGAAACAGCGUUAGAUUACUUGAAAAGGACAUGAAGAUAAGAACUCCUAGAAAAGGAAAUGAAACACUUUCUAACAAGACACCAAAAUUUGAAAUGAAAAAUUCUACAUCGUCAGAUACUGCAAGUACAGAGAAUACUACAUUUGGAGGGUCUCUGCCACCUAAAAAUAGGGAUCCAUUUCAAAAAGAGCAGGAUCAUUUGGUAGAAGAGGUUGCAAGGGCAGUUUUAUCGGAUUCACCACAGCCCUCUAAUGGAAAAGAAGUAAAAUUAGAGGAAAUAUUUGAUUCUCUAGUUUCUAACCCAUUCUUAACAAGGAAACAAAUUCCCCGAACGCCAGAAAACUUGAUAAGUGAAAUUAGGAGUUCAUGGAGAAAAGCUGUUGAAUUGGAAGAUAACAGAAGUACAGAAUCAAUUCAGAUGGAUACUCAACAUAGAGAAGUAUUGCCAGAAUCCUUACCUGUGUUGCAUAAUCCAAGAGAAUUUAGCAAAACCAGCUUUCUCUCAGCAAGCACUGUAUCGAAUUCUAGCCAUUCCCAUUUGCCGGAAGAGAAAGUUGUUUCAGAUUGCCUCAAGUGUGUGCCUCAGAAACAUACAGUGACCAGUCAUACAGGUGGACCAUCAAUACAAAAUCAGUCAGAUUUGUUAAGUAAGAAAGUAAUGUGCAAGCAAGAUUUGGAGGGUGCAGCGUUACAGAACAAGCUUUUAGAAACUAGCCGAAUAGAGACAUUCUCCCCUGCUACAGGUAAUAGGAGAGUUGUGAUGGGUAGCAGUGAGGAGGAGACUUCCCUUGACCACUUGCAAGCUUCUUAUAAGGAACCUUUCAUGCAUAAAAGUAUGUUAUGGGACUCUUUUCAAGUAUCAAGUGGAAUUAGUUCCAGGAGUUUAAAGGAUAUUGAUUUUGGCAUAUUACAUGAAACUCUUCCAGAAGAAGUUGGUAACCUAAGUCUUAAUAGCUCCAGUAGUACAGAGGCCAAUUUUAAACUGGAACCAAGUAGUCCUUUGCACAGUAGCAUUUUUCCAGAAGAUGUGGGAGAAAGACCAGCUACUCCAGGAUCAGACUGUAAUUUACAGGCUAUUUGCCGUAGAUAUGAAGCUCUGAAAAAAUCUCUCUCCAAGAAAAGGGAAGAAAGUGGCCUUUCCAAUCCUGAAACACUUGGAAGACACAAACCAGAAUUGAGUCCUACUCCCACAAACAUGCAAACAGAUGAUAUGCUUGACUUUUUAGACAGUCAUGAUAUGCAUGUUGACUAUACAAAACCAUCUUUAUGCAUGUCCCUUGGUGAAAGAAAACGGUCUCUUUCACCACUAAUUAAGUUUUCUCCAGUGGAACAAAGAUUGAAAACUAUAAUACCAUGUAGUCUUGGAGAACUUCUACCUAAUUUAAAAGAAGAAGAAAUCUUGAAUAAGACCCUUGAUGCAAAUGAAUUUCAGUCGGACUUGAAAAGAUGAAGCAGAAACCCAGAUAAUUUAAUGACUAUGAUGUACUUAAAUUUCAAGCAGUGUCACAGGAUAAAAACAGACUUAUAAUUUAAAUAAAUGUUGAAAGUAAAACUUUUUUUCAAGGUCUAAAAUAUCCUAAAUAAUGCCUUUUAGCAAACAUUAGUUUUUACGUAGAGAGUAUGUUUGGAUUUUUUUUUGUAUGGAUCUGAGGUUAAAAUGUGAAGUAUUUGGGAAGCAGACAUUAGGUUUUGUGAAGACAUUUUGAUUCCUUGAAUAAUUUGUAAGCAUUAAGUAAAUAGCAAAGUAUUAGUUUAAUUUAUUACAUUAUAAUUUCAGUUAACAUAAAUAUAAGUGGUUUUUGAUGUACUUUUAUUAAUUGGUUAACAUAAUAACCAUUGAAUACUGAUCUUUCAUUUUAGGGAAAUAAUGUAACUUAUUGUUUCUUUAUGAAACAUUAUAGUACUAACCAAAAAAAGUGAGGAGAGUAGUACCUUGGGAUGUGUAGUCAGGGUGAGUAAGUUUAAGUUUAGGAAAGCUCUAUGCAGGCUUAAUUAUUAUUUAAGUAUUAAGUUAGUCCUGGAAAAUGUGUAAUUGAAUAUGUAUGUGAUGAUAGGUGAAGGACUGGCGCAGAAUGAAUUUAGAAGAAAGGAAAAAAAUGGAAGAUGUCUAGAUACUUUUAAAAGGAACACUGUCAAACUAUAAAUCCAUUCAAUGGGUUGUACAGGUUUAUAUUUAGUCUAAUUUAGACUUUGAGAAUUUAACCCUAGUUUUAUAUUUUAACGAAAAAAAAAGUAAAAAUUUAUUAGUCUCUUGUUGGUUUAAGGGGGGGGGUUAGGAAAAGCAGUGAAUUUUGAUUGUUUUACUUUCCUUCUCAAAAAACAUCAGUAUGCCACUAUGAAUAGCCUCAAAGUAAGUUGGAGAAAACUGAAUUCAGGGUACUUGUUCAGUGUCACAGUUAUGUCAGUGGUGAAGCUAGGAUUCAAUCCUAUUUUCCUUCUUUACUAUAUCACAAGACCUUCUCGAAGUUACUAAUAGGCUAGGAUAAAGGAUAUGGCCACAGGAAUUGGCCCCCUGUUGACCUUCUGGACUAUGUGGAAGUCAGAUGUGAGGCCUCACUCUCAUGAUCCUCGAAGAGAGCUUGUCUCUACCAUCCCAGUGUAUGCCAUUGCUCUGUGUGAACCAGGAGCAAUGAGCAUGGACUGGAAUGGUGGUAGCACCUAUGGUACCCCUCUGUCUAGUCCCAGUUUUUACCACCAAAACCUUGUCUGUUUGUCAAGAAACUGGUAAAGAGAGGAGAAAAGUUGAAGGGAAGGGUUCUGGAGGUGGAUGGGCUUGAUCUUUCUUCACUCCUUUUGGGCUUUUUAAGUUGUCUGAUCCCAAUUUGAAGGCCAGUCUUCUUGUGAGAAAAAAACAAGAAGAGCACAUACACUAACUACCUUAUUUGCAGUGGAAAACAAAGAGGACGAACAGUUUCUCCUAGGGGGCUAUGUUCGUUUAUUAGUUAAUACAACAAAUCACGAACUGUAGAUCUAUCUCCUGUAGAAACUAUCCUGUACUGUACCAUAAGAAAACCCACUAAACCUGUAAAUCCAAAUUUAAUGUAUUAGGGAGGAGGUAGGGUUAUUAGCAUCUACAACGUGUUGGGGCCAUUCCUAGAAAUUAAUACAUAUUGUUUCAUUUAAUUGUCCUAACUUUUAAGAUAGUGAUUAUUAUAUCUAUUCUUCAGACAAUGAUACUGAAGCUAGGGAGGGAGCUUAAAUGACUUGUCUAAGAGGGACUCAAGGAAUCAUUGGAGAUAUAUCCUAAAAACUGUAGAUUCUGUAGGUCUAAAAUGGGGAUUAAAAAAUCUAUAUUUUAAAUAUGUUUCCCUGAUAAUUCUUAGGCUCACUUAAGAUAUUUAGAAACACUGCUAGGGAAUACAGUCACAUUUAGCUCUGGGGUACCUUAAAGAAGCAAGUAUAUUAUUACAUAUGUACUGCUUUAGAGGUUAAUUGAAAAGGAAGUGCAAGUUCACCAUUAAGGGUGGGAAGCCCUUAAUUACUGAGAAUCAAAAGAUCAAAAUGUCUAUGGACAGUAUAGAUUUACAAAAACCACAUUGUUAAGUGAGUUGUACCUGUGAUAGGUUGGGAGUUUUGGCAUUCUUUCCUGUCCUUUAUAUGCCAGUGGUAUAAACAAAAAUAUCUCCUAUCUAUCAUUUUCUCCCAAACCAUCAUGAUUAUGACUUAACUGCCUUCUGGCUCUUCCCUCUCCAGUAUUGCCUGCAUAGUUACCUUUUGACUCUAAGGGACUGUUUUGAUCACUUAGUUUAAAAAAUUCCAGUAAUGGUUUAUUGCUAAUUCUAGAACAGAGUUAAAAUUUAAAGACAUACAUCGUCCCCUACGUGGAGUCCUCUAUUUCUCCUUAUACUAUUGUCCCCUGCCACCUUUUUAAAACUCAACUGCUUUGGUGAGCGUGGCUCCUUAGAAAUCGUAAUUCACAAUUAUAGCUCUUUAGGGCUCAGACCUAAUGUUACUUUCUCCUUUUUUUUUCAUUCAAAAUCAGCAAAAAUAAAAUUUAAUUGUGCGCCGCAGGUGUGGGCAGUCCGUCCUUCCUUGGGAAGGUCCGCCAGCCGUCUUGAGGGAAAGCAUCCCUGUUCUUCCUGCAGACGGGCGGGCGCCUCCAGGACCGGGAUGGCUGGCCCCUGGGGUGGGCCACCUCAGCCCCCGGGAGGGGGUUGGAUCCGAAGAGGCGAGGUGCGCAGUGGGGCCCCGGCACUUUCCUAGGCCCUUGGCUCGCUCCUCGCCGCGGAGGGCUCCAACCUAAUCUAUCCCUUCCAAACCCAUGGACUUACCCCUUCUCUAAGAUCUGUAGUUUAUCUUUUAUUCAUUUAGUAUUUUUUUCACUUAAUGCUUUUACCAUAUUUUUUCUUGAUUGUAUGUAAUCUUUGCAGUCAUACUGAUAUACAUAUGGAUAUAUGUGCCUAUGUAGAUGUGGGAGGUGUGUAUCUACCCAACAUAUUCUCAAAGGUCAUGGAUCAUCUUUAGCAAAUACUUAAGUAUUGGAAUUGUUUUCUUUGACUCCUAUGUGAUGGGAUUAAAAUAAUGGUAAAGAGUGCUCCUUCAUUGCUGUAAAUAUAUUUUUCUCAUUACAUUCAUAGCAGAUUAUACAGAAUGUACCUUGUUUUAUUCACUAUUUGUUAGAUAAAGGUGUGUAAACUGACUUCUGUGUCAACUUGAAUGACAAAAUGUCCUAAUUUUUUGUCCUAAUUGUUUUAUGUGUUUAAAGAGGACAAGCAUGGAAUGUUUAACAUGAAAAAUGUUAUCAAGUGGAAUAAAGAGUAUUUGAGGCUAAAAAAACAUUUUGGGGGAAUUUAAUUGAAAAAAAUACAGUAUUUUGAAACCAUGAUCUAUGAAAUCCAUUUUCUCUAAGGGAAAAAAACAGGAAUUCUUGAGACCUUUAUAAAGGAAACCUUAUUUUUUUCCUACUCUUGGAAUACUAAAUUAAAAUGUUUUAAGGACAUUUUCCUUAAUGUAGAAAUACUUGCAAAGGUAAAAUUCUCUUUAUGUUGCAGAUACACAGUUGCUCUUUCUCCUCACACACUGUGCAAGUCAAGUCCACAUGCCAACUUUAAAAUAUUUGUGAGUCCUUUAUGGGACUAUUUGUAAAUAUGUUCUAUUCACCAUAGUCUUGAAUAAACAUUCAAUAUUA
This is a messenger RNA of Canis lupus familiaris (dog), 6863 nucleotides long. RefSeq names its product HAUS augmin like complex subunit 6 (gene HAUS6). Lineage: Eukaryota; Metazoa; Chordata; Mammalia; Carnivora; Canidae. Gene Ontology annotation, biological process: spindle assembly. Gene Ontology annotation, molecular function: microtubule binding. The coding region runs from base 321 to 3185 and encodes 954 amino acids. The record is from RefSeq and is a predicted model, not a curated record. Gene Ontology annotation, cellular component: mitotic spindle microtubule; HAUS complex. The transcript is spliced from 17 exons.